Molecule: messenger RNA, 216 nt
Organism: Prunus armeniaca (apricot)
Lineage: Eukaryota; Viridiplantae; Streptophyta; Magnoliopsida; Rosales; Rosaceae
Source: the annotation of a GenBank genome assembly
AUGUUGCACCAAAGCACUGAAGUUAUCAGGGACAGAAUGCUUGUAGAUUGUAAUUCGAUACCAUCAACUCCCAGUCUAAAAGCUGAAGUGUUGCACCAAAAUGGUGUCUGUUUUCGUGCAAAAUCAGAUACCAAUGAACUAAAAGCUUCUCACCCCUCAAUCAGCCUUGCUUUCCCCAAAUGGAGACAGCAACCGCAAUUUUGCGAACCGAACUGA